This is a messenger RNA of Ochlerotatus camptorhynchus, 1090 nucleotides long. RefSeq names its product mitochondrial ribosomal protein L39 (gene mRpL39). The record is from RefSeq and is a predicted model, not a curated record. The coding region runs from base 62 to 1066 and encodes 334 amino acids. Gene Ontology annotation, molecular function: nucleotide binding; RNA binding. Gene Ontology annotation, cellular component: mitochondrion. The transcript has 5 exons. Lineage: Eukaryota; Metazoa; Arthropoda; Insecta; Diptera; Culicidae.
CCCAACAUUGUGCUGCCGGUUAUUCAAAAAUUCUGCUAAAUUCGAUUGUUUUAUUUUGAAAAUGCGAAUAAAUCACAAAAUGAUGUUAAACAUAAGUAAAUCGAUACUAUCGGCCAUCAAUUUACAGCGACAAUCGAGAUUAUUUUCUGUCGCAUCAAGGCUUCAAAGUUCUAGCAAACUAUUCUCCGAGGAACAGCAGCGUCAAAGAGAAAAGGUUGGUCGUAUUGAGAAGAUCGAAAUCCGGUAUCUCGGAACACCCAAAGACACAACGCUCAUCAUGAACCGAGGAAUGUCCACUCCGUUGGAUUGUGCAAGGCAUAUUGGCGAGAAAUAUUGUCGAUAUUCCGCCCUGGCCCUUCUCGACAAUAAUGUACCGUGGGAUAUGCGGAGAUCCUUAGAAGAUUCCUGUACGCUACAGUUGCUAAACUUUACCUCGCCGGAGGCCCAUCUGGUCAACAAAGCCUUUUGGAGAACGUGUUCGUUCCUUCUAGGUGCGGUUCUGCAGAAAAGUUUCAAAGAUGAAGCUGGUUUGUUCCUGCACAGUUUUCCGAAACCAAACAUUAAAACUGGUAGCUUCGUGCAUGACAUUGCUCUAUCUAAGGAUGGUUGGAAUCCUUCGAUCCAAGAGCUCCGAGCUCUGUCAAUUGAGAUGAUUAAACUAUCCCAGCAGGAUCUGCCCAUCGAGCGUCUGGAGGUUAACAGUGAAGUGGCUCAGGAAAUGUUCAGCGAUAAUCCCUACAAGCGUGAGCAAAUUCCUAGCAUUUCGGGCCAAAAUAACGGCUUGAUAACGGUUUAUCGAGUAGGAGAACACGUAGAUAUAAGCAAAGGACCUAUGGUUAGCUCUACUGGCUUGGUUGGGAAAUGCACGAUUCCCGCCAUUCAUGUAGUACCGCGAGCCAGGACGGAUAAGCUUUCACUCUACCGGGUUCAAGGAGUUGCGCUUCCUCUUGGUUUAAACUUGAAUCAUUUUGCCUACAGUAUCUUGGAAGAACGUGCCAAGAAGUUGAACCCAGCAAAGCUACCAAAUGAGCCGUAUGAGGAAAUUGUGUCCGCACAGGUGGCAUAAAAAGAGUCGUGUAAUUAGUUUUUU